Morone saxatilis (striped sea-bass) is the source of this 1159-nucleotide messenger RNA. RefSeq names its product jumping translocation breakpoint (gene jtb). The record is from RefSeq and is a predicted model, not a curated record. The coding region runs from base 441 to 899 and encodes 152 amino acids. Gene Ontology annotation, cellular component: midbody; membrane; centrosome. NCBI's taxonomy places the organism in Eukaryota, Metazoa, Chordata, Actinopteri, Moronidae. Gene Ontology annotation, biological process: mitotic cytokinesis. The transcript has 6 exons.
ACAAGGAAAGUGUCGGAGCAGGUACGACGGCUGCUGACCUCACCGGCGCCAUCUUAGUCAAAGUAGAUAAGAAUUGUUAGGUGAUUUAAGGUGAUUUAAGGUGGAAUUGUUAGGAUGAUAGGGAAGGUUUUUAGAUGUCCGCCUUGUGGAACCUUAAUGAACCCAACAUACGAUAUAUUGAACCCAUCCGUAGUCUGUCUCUGCUCCUCUUCCCGUCCACAGUCUGUUGAGGGUUUCUGCUGGAUCAGGACUCGGUUCCAAGGACCCGUUGUGACAGGAGGUGUCAGCAGCCUGGAGCCCUAAACCUGCAUCCACUCAGACCGCCAUGUAAACCACAACCAGCUGUGAGCCAGUAACACGGUCCAGAACCAGCAAGUAACUGCUCCCGGUCUCAGAGGGUCAGGGUGGCUGCGGUGUCGCAUUGGUGGAGGAGCAGGCUGAUGGAGAGCGACUGUCGGAUCCCUGUGGCCUGCUGUCGGCCUCGAGUCCUCGUCCUCCACGCUCUGUUCUGGGGCCUCGUCUCCCUCAGGGUCUUCGGAGCGGCUCUGCUCAGCGACAGUGAGAGAACUUCAGCAGCGGUGAAAGCGGUCGCCGCCCCCUGCUGGCUGCUGGAGGACUUUGUGGUGACCACAGAGUGUGGUCAGUGUAACUCCUUCCAGACUAGGUCGUGGUCGGCCUGUGGACCGACGGGAUACGUGGAGCGAGUCAACUGCACAAGAUCCAACAGAGACGAGUACAAGAGCUGUCGGUCCGCUGUGAUGGAGGAACAUCUGUUCUGGAAGUUCGAGGCGGCCAUGUUGGCUCUGACGGCUCUGUUCGCCGUCCUCGUGGUCGUCCGUCAACGCUGGCUGGACCGCCUCGCAUCCGAGAAGGUCCGCCGCCAGAUCGAGUCCAUCUAGGACACCGCGGGGACCAGGACUGGACCUGGACCUGCAGCAGUAUUUUAACAGACUCUGGAGAGUUACUGAGGUCCCUCAGGGACCAGGACUAAAGAAUCCUGCAGAGAACUGUUUGUUUUCAUCUUUAACUUUAUUUAAAAUGGAUUCAUGACAACGACCUGCUGAUGUUAGAUAUGGACCUCGAACCGGAGUCUGGACCCGGGUCUGAAGACUGGGGAUGGGGGGGGUCAACAUUAGUAUCAAUAAAGUGAUUGAUUAGA